Cryptotermes secundus is the source of this 3416-nucleotide messenger RNA. Its product is annotated as protein hairy-like. Lineage: Eukaryota; Metazoa; Arthropoda; Insecta; Blattodea; Kalotermitidae. The coding region runs from base 467 to 1414 and encodes 315 amino acids. Gene Ontology annotation, cellular component: nucleus. Gene Ontology annotation, molecular function: protein dimerization activity; DNA-binding transcription factor activity, RNA polymerase II-specific; RNA polymerase II cis-regulatory region sequence-specific DNA binding. The transcript is spliced from 3 exons. The record is from RefSeq and is a predicted model, not a curated record. Gene Ontology annotation, biological process: anterior/posterior pattern specification; regulation of transcription by RNA polymerase II; regulation of neurogenesis.
UUACAUGCAGCAAAGAAGCAAGUCUUCAGCAAUUCAUACCGCUCAAUACCGAGGGCGGAGUCAUCGUUAAGUGAGGUUCGGUUGUGCCAGUUAAAGAGUCAUUGCAAGAGGAACAAAUAUGUAAACAAUUUGUACUGACUCAUUUUUACAUUUUUUUUUCUCUCGGAAAUGAUCACGCCUGGAGUUCUGUACACCAAGCCAGCUUCAAAUGAACAGUGCAUUUUGAGGUGUCUGUGUUUUGUCAGUGUGUCAAAGCCCAUUGCAAGAGGGACAAAUCUGUAAACAAUUUGUACUGACUCGUUUUUAUAUAUUUUUUUUCUUUCGGAAAUGAUCACGCCUGGAGUUCUGUAUACCAAGUCAGCUUCAAAUGAACAGUGCAUUUUGAGGUGUCUGUUUUUUGUCAGUGUGUCAAAGUCCGAAACAUGUGAAUGCGAAUCAGUCCUAUGCAGCAACAUUACUCCGUGAAAUGGCCGGCUGUUUGCAUGUCGCCGCUACAACAACAGUGAUGGUGACAAAAAGUGUUGACAAACCAACGGGAGAAAGUCGUAAGACACGAAAGCCAUUGAUGGAGAAGAGGAGAAGGGCGAGGAUCAAUAAGAGUCUGAAUGAACUCAGAAAGCUGCUCCUGGACGGAAACACGAACAAGACGGAGGGUUCGAGAUCAGCCAAACUGGAGAAGGCAGAUAUCCUAGAAAUGACCGUUCAGCAUCUGCAACAGCUUCACGAGCAACAGAAGCAACGUAAGCAGCAAGAGGCAACACCUGAAACUGGAGAGAGGGCAUCGACAAAACAGCCUCGAACAUCGCCGGAAUCUAGCAUUGCCUCAAACAAAAGUCGCGUUAGACCGAAAUUUGAAUAUCAAGAAAAAUGUAGCCCACUUGGCCAGCGCAAUCUCCCAUCAACAGUGCCAAACUGUUGCCGGAAACAAUGCCAACAAACGGCAAGAACAAAAACACAAGGAAAUGUGAUGUCUGAUGUGCAGAAAGGAUCCUACGAAGGUUCCUCAAGUCUAAAAUUCCGUGCAGGAUUCAGGCAAUGUGCACAAGAAGCACAGGAAGCCCUGAACCAUUUUCAUGAUAUCGAUCCUGCUGUUUGUGAAAGGCUAUUGAGCCAUCUGACUUCAUGCCUUGACUCUCUAGAAAACGGCAGAUAUGAGACAGUGGCCAGCACACAGAACACCAUGCCAGAAGACGCUCGAGUGCUUGCGUCAUCUGUCCUCAUUCAAACACCAACGGGACUGGCCCUCGUGCCAACAAAAUUACCAAAUGGAGAUCUAGCCUUUGUCAUUCCUGCUUAUAUAAAAAGUAGUCUAACAUCUUGUCUGAACAAUGAAAAUGCACAGAACUGUCGUUUAAACUAUGAACUUGGGGAAAGUAAGCAUUUGCAAGAAGGUGUGGUAUGGAGACCGUGGUGACUAGGAGCAAGCGUAGUCCUGUGAUAAGCACCAAAAAUAUUACUUGUUAAUGUGAAUUUACGUGAUUUAGAGUUUCAAGAUAAGUGAUGGAUAUGGACACAGUGAUUAAAUUUAAAUAAAAAAUAAGUGAAAAUACAGGCAGACAAAUUUUUAAGUAUGUGGGUAACCUUCAAAGAUGUUUGUAUACAUGUUUUCUAUACCAAAGGAGCAGAGUCGCAUAUCCUUGUUGAGUUCAAUGUGCAACUCUUCUCCUUUGAUAUACAAAACAUACAUACACCAACAAUUUUAUUAUGUAUAAACAUAAUUAUACUAUAUUAGAAAACAGCCAUGAAAAUUAUAAUAUCCAAAAAGAAACAAUACACAUAUUAAAAACAGCGAUAGAACAAAAUUAUUUCCAAGUUGACCAGGAGUAGUAUAAAUAAAUCUACGGGUCAGCCACAGGAGCCCCAACAUCAUCAAUACUAGCAGAAACAUAUAUACGACACGAGCAGCAUAUAUAAAUAUACCGAAUUCUAAUAAAACAACAAAUAAUCGCAUACAUUAAAUAUGUCAAUGACAAACUAUAGAUAUAUGAACAAAACAAAAUAAUCAUAGAUCACAUACUUAAAGAAUUUAACAAACUACAAUCACCCAUAAAUUUCAUUACAGAAAAAGAACAACGCGAACCUAUUAACUUCCUAGUUUUCACAAUACAUCGUAAUGACAAAAAUUUACAAUUUUCAAUGUAUCAGAAACCCAUGAAAACUGACAUAAUAUCAAAUAGCCCAUACCAUCCAUAUGAGCGUAAAAUAUCAGGCAUUAACUACUUAUUAAAUUCAUUACACAUGUAUCCAAUAAAAGAAAAAGCAGAAGUACACCAUCAAAAACAUACUGCACAAUAACGAGUUGAUAAAAAUUUAAUUAGUAAACCACCCUCCACAAAACAAAAACAAAAUGCACAUGAUAAUUUGCAGCAUAAAGAAAAACAAGGUGGGGUAACCUUUACAUAGAGUGGCAAAGAAGGGAAUAUUUUUUCAGGUCAUGUGAGUAAAUACAACCUUCCACACAUUUAAUAUAAGAUAAAAUAUAUUAAAGCCUCGACCACAAACAGAUAAAUACUGGAUGUUCUAAACUAAACUACAAAAUAGAAUUACAAGAAUGUCAGCUGUAACAACAUGUGCUUUCCUGUAAACAAUACGAUUCUGUAAGUAGUUUAAUAGAUGGAAAGAAAAUAAUUCCCUAAUGCUGUAUACUACCUGGUAACACAUUUAAGUCUGGAAGAUUAGAUGGCAAGAAUGCAAUCUGUUGUCUAUCACACCGAAAUACAUAUCUAACUUACAAAUCACUUGCCAUCAUUCUUCAUGCUAUAACACAUACUCUACACACAACUGUGCACAUUUUACAGUGCCACUGAACAGGAUUGCCAGCUUAAAACCAAUGACAACAUGUGUUUCAUGCAAACAAGAUAUGUAUAUGAAAGGGGAAAGUUUUGAAUCCAUUGAGGAUGAAUGGAAAUAUUAACAUUCUUGAAAACACUACAAAACCUCACUACACUUCACUGUAUAUAUUACACACAAAAAUAUAACGUCACACUAGAAAAUUUAAACUUCACUUUACACUCGACAUUACUGUGACCAAAACAACAUACAUUAUACCCACCACACUCUGUCACACAUAGAUAAGAUAUAAAUUCAAAAAAUAACUUCUUCAAGGGGAACUAGAAAUUAACUUUGCACCCUCUUCUUAGAAGUACUUAUAAUAAAAAAAAGUAUAACAUUCCGAUUAAUAACCUAGUCACACGUGAAAUAUUCAGAGGCUACAUACCAAAACUACAAAUUUUUCUGUCAUACCAAAUAUGAACUCAUAAAAUCUAACUCACUCUCUAUCUAUAUAACCACUAAAACACAUUUUGUGCAAAUCCCUAUACAUUCGUCACACGAGAUUAAUAUUAAUGCAAGAACAACCUCAAAGACACACUGUCUUUCACUACACAUCCACUACUAUUAUAUGUACUUACUUUCAU